Messenger RNA from Penicillium salamii, 1602 nucleotides. The record is from the annotation of a GenBank genome assembly. Lineage: Eukaryota; Fungi; Ascomycota; Eurotiomycetes; Eurotiales; Aspergillaceae.
AUGGCAUCAAUUGCUUCUUUCAAUUUCUACAAAAGUGCGCUGCUCCUCGCUGCAUUCCUGGGAGUCACUCAGGCACAGCAAGUUGGCACAAACACUGCUGAGGUCCAUCCGUCUUUGACAUGGCAAAAGUGCACUGCCGGAGGCAGCUGCACCGCGCAAUCCGGCAAGGUCGUCGUUGAUGCAAACUGGCGUUGGGUCCACUCCACCAGUGGCACCACCAACUGCUACACCGGUAACACGUGGGAUGCCUCGCUCUGCCCCGACGACAAAACCUGUGCGAGCAAUUGCGCCCUGGAAGGCGCUGACUACCCUGGCACCUACGGUGUUACAGCUAGCGGUAGCUCGUUGCGUCUGAACUUCGUCACCCAAGCAUACCAGAAGAACAUCGGUUCACGUCUGUACCUGAUGCAGGAUGAUAGCAAGUACGAGAUGUUCAAGCUGCUCAACCAAGAGUUCACGUUUGACGUCGACGUCUCGAAGCUUCCAUGUGGCCUGAACGGUGCCCUUUACUUCGUCACUAUGGACGCCGACGGAGGCAUGGCGAAGUACCCCACCAACAAGGCCGGUGCCAAGUACGGUACUGGGUAUUGCGACGCACAAUGCCCUCGUGAUCUGAAAUUCAUCAACGGCCAAGCCAAUGUUGAAGGAUGGGUACCAUCUUCCAAUGAUGUCAAUGCCGGCACUGGUAACCACGGUUCCUGUUGCGCGGAGAUGGAUAUCUGGGAGGCCAAUUCAAUUUCCACAGCGGUGACUCCGCACCCCUGUGAUGAUCCAAACCAGUCCAUGUGCACGGGAGAUUCCUGUGGCGGCACCUACAGUUCUGAGCGCUACGGCGGCACUUGCGAUCCUGAUGGUUGUGAUUUCAACCCGUAUCGCAUGGGUAACCAGUCCUUCUACGGCCCGAGCAAGAUCGUCGAUACCACGUCUCCAUUUACUGUUGUAACUCAAUUCAUUACAAACGACGGUACCUCCACUGGAACUCUUUCUGAAAUCAAGCGCUUCUACGUCCAGAACGGCAAGGUCAUCCCUCAGUCGGUAUCCACCAUCAGCGGCGUGAGCGGUAACUCCAUUACCGAAUCAUUCUGUGAUGCUCAAAAGGCAGCCUUCAAAGACACCGACGUGUUCAGUAAGCACGGUGGCAUGGCAGGUAUGGGUGCUGGUAUGGCUGAAGGCAUGGUUCUCGUGAUGAGUCUCUGGGACGACCACGCUGCCAACAUGCUCUGGCUUGACAGCACCUACCCUACCACUGCCAGCUCCACUACUCCCGGUGCUGCCCGCGGUAGCUGUGAUAUCUCUUCCGGUGAUCCCAUCGAAGUCGAGAACAACCAUCCCGAUGCCUACGUCAUCUACUCGAACAUCAAGGUUGGCCCCAUCGGUUCGACUUUCAACUCUGCUGACUCUGGCUCCGGCUCCGGCUCCGGGACUACUGCCACUACUGCUACCACUACCAAGGCCACUACCACCACAACCGCCGCCGGCGGAUCUACCACUGGCGCCGCUCAAUUUGCGCAGUGCGGUGGAUCCAGCUGGACCGGUCCUACCACUUGCGUCAGCCCAUACACAUGCCAGAAGCAGAAUGAUUUCUACUCCCAGUGCCUGUAA